Molecule: messenger RNA, 639 nt
Organism: Harpegnathos saltator (Jerdon's jumping ant)
Lineage: Eukaryota; Metazoa; Arthropoda; Insecta; Hymenoptera; Formicidae
Product: neuropeptide-like 3
Exons: 2
Coding region: 142-378 (78 amino acids)
Source: RefSeq, a predicted model, not a curated record
GGGGGACCGAGGGAGAGAGGUGGAGGUAAGGAGACUCGGUACCCGGGGCCAGGAUUCCUUACUCCUAUAUAAGACGUGCCACGUCGUAUUUUGGAGUAUUAUCGUACUGACUUCAAGCCAGACGGACACACGAGCUACAACAUGUUCAAGCUGCUUUGCUUCCUCGCCUUCCUGGCACUCGCCGCGGCUGCGCCCGCGCCCGCACCAGCGCCCGCUCCGGGUGCGAUCAUCGGCGCCCCGUUGGUCACGUCCUACAGCGCGCCCUUCGUCUCCGCGCCGUUGGCCUACAGCGCCUACAGCCUGCCGACUUACAGCGCGUACUCGGCGUACCCGGCCUUGCCGUACGCGUACAAGAGCUACGCGGCCUACAUCGCCUAAGAACUGACCGGCAAGCUGGGACCGACCAUCAGGACCAACCUCGUAGGACCAUCAGCCCACCAAUCGAUCGAUCUAGCACGCGGGCCGCGGGAGAUUCCCUCCACCGAUCAUCGGACAUCAGCCUCGCGUCUCAGCCUCUUCAUCCUCCCCCGUGCCCACCAAACCUCCCUCCCCCGCUCCUCCCGGACCCCUCUUCAGCCGUUCGAAUAAUCCGCAUUCGCAUUCAUGAGACUCAGGAUCAAUAAAACCGCUUAAAAGCAG